AUGCCUAACAUAGAUGCCAUUGUACCGCUCGUCUUACUCGUCCUGGUUGUUUUAGCAGAAGGCAGCUUCACAAAUGUGGCGGCUGAGAACUUGUCGCCCAUGGAGUAUUGGAAGGCAGUUCUUCCCGAGACGCCAAUGCCACCAGCCAUACAUGGCCUGUUCACAAAAUCUGAAGUCAAGGACAACCAUGUACAAAGGCUUCACAUGAACUUGUUUGCCAAAGGAGUACGAAAAAUCGGCCCAAAUUCUGCGGAAGAGAGGGCAAGAACUGAUCUAAAUAAAUACCCAUUUUGGUAUGGGUUGGCAAACACCGGAGAUCACAAGAAAUACCCAUUUUGGUAUGAGUCCGGUAGCACAAAGGAUCUCAAGAAAUAUCCAUUUUGGUAUGCGGCGGAAAGCACCACCAAGGAUCUUAAGGAAAAGCUAUUUUCCCAUGGGCGAGGAAGCACCAAGGAUCUUAAGAAAUACCCAUUCUGGUAUGGGUCCGGUCGCACUGAAGACAUGAAGACAUAUCCGUUUUGGUCUGGGUUGGAAAGUAAUGAGGUUGUCAAAACAUUGUCGGUUGAACAUAGGCCACAAAGCUCAGAUGAUCUAAGCAGAUACCCAUUCUGGUAUGGGUCUGGAAGCACCAGGGAUUUAAAGAAAUACCCGUUUUGGUAUGGAUCUAAAAAUGACCAUGGUUUGAAGAAAUUCGGGGUGGAAAACACCAAGGAUUUUAAAAAGCAACCGUUUUGGUUUAGAUUUGGAAGCUCUGAAGAAGAUAUAAAGAAGUUUCAGCGUCAAAGUGAACAUGUCGGAGAUAAUAUGUGGAACCAAGAGGAAGAGGACCUGCCUAAAAUUUCAGGAUCUAUGCCACGAGAUGAAGAGAAGAUGUCCAUAGCUGACAGUGCACCAACCAAAGGCGAGAACCAUGUCGGCACACACAAAACUGGAAAAAGCACACCAGAGGGCAAUAUUUUCUUCUUCCGUCACGAUGUCCUACGGCCAGGAUCGGUGAUCACGCCGACCAUUCCCCCAACCACAACCUUGCCGCCCCUGCUGCGUCGCCGCGUCGCCGACUCCAUCCCGUUCUCCACGGAGCACUUCGCCGACAUCCUCGCCAUGUUCGCUCCGGAGUCCCACGCCAUAGCCGGCGAGAUGCAGUGGAUGCUCGAAGCCUGUGAGCAUCCGGGAGUAGUGCUCCCAGGCUACCGUGCCGCCGGGUGCGCCACCUCCCUCGAAUCACUCGCCGAGCUCCCGAUGGCCCUUCUCCGGACGCGCGACGUCCGCGCCUUCUCGCCCGACAUGCCCACCGACGUCGCGGGCACGCCGGCGCGGCGCGGGAGGUACAACGUGACGGCCGUGAGGAGGAUCACGGAGUCGCCGGAGCUAGUCACGUGCCACGACACGACAUACCCCUACGCGGUCUUCUUCUGCCACACGGCCAGCCCGACGGCCGCGUACGCGGUGACGCUCGCAGCCGAGGACGGCAACGAGGCGCCGGUGAUGGAGGCGCUGGCCGUGUGCCACCUCGACAGGUCGCGGGCGCACGGCGACGAGCCAGGUGACGCGACAGCGUGCCACUUCCUCACUAAGCUCAGUGUCAUCUGGGUCCCGGCGGUGGUCGAGCAGGUAGGCGGUGCACAUGAAGCUUGAAGCCCAGUAAAAUUAGACAUGCCCUACGUAUGCGUAUGUCAAAAUGGAUUUGCGUGGCCCUAGUACUAAAUAAAAGGGAAAAGCUGUACCUCACAUUAGUGAUUUGGAGGCUCUCCUCACU
Messenger RNA from Panicum virgatum (switchgrass), 1756 nucleotides. RefSeq lists its product as uncharacterized. The record is from RefSeq and is a predicted model, not a curated record. Bases 1 to 1635 code for a protein of 544 amino acids. NCBI's taxonomy places the organism in Eukaryota, Viridiplantae, Streptophyta, Magnoliopsida, Poales, Poaceae. The transcript has 4 exons.